Messenger RNA from Larimichthys crocea (large yellow croaker), 4817 nucleotides. It is a transcript of the gene tm9sf4, whose product is annotated as transmembrane 9 superfamily protein member 4. Gene Ontology annotation, biological process: protein localization to membrane. Gene Ontology annotation, cellular component: membrane. The record is from RefSeq and is a predicted model, not a curated record. NCBI's taxonomy places the organism in Eukaryota, Metazoa, Chordata, Actinopteri, Sciaenidae. The transcript has 18 exons. The coding region runs from base 52 to 1983 and encodes 643 amino acids.
AAAAAAAAAAAAACACUACUUCCGCAGCGUCACUAAUGACACGUAUUGAAGAUGGCGGCCGCGGCUAUGGAGACGUGGUGGGCCUUGCUGCUGUUGUCCCUGUUUCCUGUGGUUCGGCCCUUCUAUGUUCCCGGAGUCGCUCCCCGGGACUUCCACGAGGGUGCCACAGUAGAUAUUAAGGCAGUGAAGCUGACCAGCUCCCGUACGCAGCUUCCUUAUGAAUACUACUCGCUGCCUUUCUGUAAGCCGGAAUCGGUCUUCUACAAGGGAGAGAACCUGGGUGAGGUGUUACGCGGGGACCGCAUUGUGAAUACCCGCUACAAUGUCGAGAUGACUAGGGACAAGACAUGUGAGAUGGUGUGCAACAAGAAAAAGCUGAGCAUAGAAGAAAGCAAGCUUUUUGCUGAGCGAAUCCAGGAGGAGUAUUAUGUUCACCUUAUCGCAGACAACCUGCCAGUUGCCACCAGGUUAGAGUUCUACCCCAACAGAGAGGGAGGAGGGGAGGAGGAGAAGAAGGACGUGGUCAAAGACAUCCAGUUUGAACAUGGCUACAGACUGGGCUUUGUCGACAGCAACAAGUUCUAUCUGCACAACCACCUGUCUUUCAUCCUGUACUUCCACAAGGAGAAGCUGGAGCAGGGGGAAGUUCACAACUACAGGGUGGUGCGAUUUGAGGUGAUACCCCAAAGUGUGAAAGUAGAUGAUCUGAAAGCUGUGGAAAAAGAGAAGAGUUGCACCUUGCCUGAGGCCAGUGGCUCUGCCCCCCAGGAGAUUGACCCGAGCAAAGAGAACGAGGUCCUCUUCACGUACUCUGUCCACUGGGAGGAGAGUGAGGUGAAGUGGGCGUCUCGAUGGGACACGUACCUGACCAUGAGCGAUGUCCAGAUUCACUGGUUCUCCAUUGUCAACUCUGUGGUGGUUGUCUUCUUCCUGUCUGGUAUUCUGAGUAUGAUCAUUAUCAGGACCUUGAGGAAGGACAUCGCUAACUACAACAGAGAGGAUGACAUAGAGGACACCAUGGAGGAGUCAGGAUGGAAGAACGUCCACGGCGAUGUCUUCAGACCGCCUCAGUAUCCCAUGAUCCUCAGCUCUCUGCUAGGCUCAGGGAUCCAGCUCUUUUGCAUGGUCCUCAUUGUCAUCUUCGUUGCCAUGUUGGGCAUGUUGUCUCCCUCCAGUAGAGGUGCCUUGAUGACCACUGCUUGUUUCCUGUUCAUGUUCAUGGGCGUAUUUGGUGGCUACUUUGCUGGCAGACUGUACCGCACACUGAAGGGCCAUCGGUGGAAGAAAGGAGCAUUUUGUACUGCAACCUUGUAUCCUGCAGUGGUUUUUGGAAUCUGCUUCGUGCUCAACUGUUUCAUCUGGGGAGAACACUCCUCUGGGGCGGUCCCCUUCACCACAAUGCUGGCCCUGCUGUGUAUGUGGUUCGGUAUCUCCAUGCCCUUGGUGUACCUGGGCUACUAUUUUGGCUUCCGCAAACAGCCAUAUGAUAACCCAGUGCGCACCAACCAAAUCCCUCGGCAGGUUCCAGAGCAGCGCUGGUACAUGAACAAGUUUGUAGGAAUCCUGAUGGCUGGGAUCCUGCCGUUUGGUGCCAUGUUCAUCGAGCUCUUCUUCAUUUUCAGCGCCAUCUGGGAGAAUCAGUUCUAUUAUCUGUUUGGCUUCCUGUUUCUGGUCUUCAUCAUCUUGGUGGUCUCCUGCUCUCAGAUCAGCAUUGUCAUGGUUUAUUUCCAGCUCUGUGCAGAGGACUACCGCUGGUGGUGGAGAACUUUCCUGGUUUCAGGAGGCUCAGCGUUCUACGUCCUCAUUUACGCCGUCUUCUACUUUGUCAACAAGCUGGACAUCGUGGAGUUCAUCCCCUCCCUCUUGUACUUCGGCUACACGGCCCUGAUGGUCCUGUCGUUCUGGCUGCUAACCGGCACAAUUGGCUUCUAUGCAGCCUACAUGUUCAUCAGGAAAAUCUACGCUGCAGUCAAGAUCGACUGAGUCGUCACUGACGCUGCUGUUCUUGUUGUUUUUUUUUUGUUUUUUUUUGUUUGUUUGUUGUUUUGACUCAUUCAGUUUUUUUUAAUGUAUAUAUUUUUUAUUCUUCAUGUCCAACAAGCACUGACUUGUGUGUCGAGGGAACUGAGGGGUGCUUUUUACGGCUCGACAGCCCCACCCACUGGCCUCAUAGGGAAGAACAGCAAGGUGGCAGAGCUAAACCAGCUGUUUCUCUCUAUCCCUCCCCCCUCUCCCCCUCACAUAUUCCCCCCUCCCUCCUCUUUCCAGGACAGAAACCCAGAGGGAAGUCACCUCUGAUGGGACAGUUUAUGUCCUCUGCUGUUUCACCUUGCACACAACACAGUGGGCCAAAGCUUGUCAAAUGAUGGUUUCUACUUCUUCUUUUUUUUGCAUUUUGUCUUUUCAUUUGUGUUUUGAGUCUAACUUAUCCAGUUUUUAUUUUUGACAUCACAGGAUUUAUCUCUGAUUUAAGUUCUUUCAAUCAUCUUCUGGGAAGCUGUUUUCAUGAUUUCCAUGCGUAAAUUCUGUCUUUUCUCUUUCCAUCGUCUGUCUUCAAGUGUCACUUUGGUUUUAUUUUUGGAGACUUUGGAGAUCAGGGAACGAUUGAGCGGUCUUAAUUGUGGUUAUGGUGUUAACUUUGUUGUGUUGAACUGAUAUGGAUGGAAUUAUGCUGGGAAGUCCUCCAUUGUAACACGAGAAAGGAUAAAUUAAAUGUUGUAUUAUUUUUUACUCCAGUUUCCAUGUCCUGGUGUAACAAUUUUAACCACAACUUUAAUCAAAAUAUUAGCUUCUCCUUCCAAAACAAUGGGUCUCCUUUAAUGUCAAAAUAUUGGUCCAUUUGCGCUAAAUGAUACAGAACAAGUCUGAAUGAGACUACGAACCCGACGCCCUGACGCAGUGGACUGUUGGGUAAAGCUGCUGGAGUUGGACAAAAGGAAAAAACUACAGUCAACACAGAAAUGACACGGAGGAGUAACCUUUUUGUAUUUGUAAGUCUACAACACAAAUCUGUGUUUGGAGCUUUUCCAGUAGAACAGUAUGUUGUUUUUUUUCUGCUCAUUAACAUGCCGUCAGUGUAGCCUUAGCAGAGCUGGACGCCUGCUGAACUAUGCAGUAAUGGAAAGACAGCAACAUUGCAAAGGACCAUUUUUGUUGAGGAAAGAUGCCUCGUUUCUUUCAGUCUGAAUCUAAUGUACGAUACAUUUUUGUGUAUAAUAUGAAAAAUCAUUUUUGAAAGCCAGCAAGGUCACCUCUCUUCGUCUUGACAGUGGUUUGGUGUCAUGGGAGGCAGAGCAUUGAAAUGUAAUCCACAGCGUUCUUAUUCCAUCUGUACAGUCAAUGUUUUUGUGUAGACAGAUGCUCAUGAUGACUUUUAUUUUGAAGGGGGUUCUGUUUUUCUGGGUCAUGAGAUUUCUCAGCUACAAAACUUUGGAGAUGCAUUUUUCCAACAUGUUUGGAACCUGAUUCAAAUCAAGCUAAGGGCUCCCACAGACAACUACUUUACUGCAGCGAGAUGACAGAGUAUUUCAUUCAGAUGACAUCAGUGGAAGAGUUUCACACUUGCUGUUAUACUUGCUUCCUCGCUAAGAGUCAGAUGAGAUUGAUACCAGUCUUUUAACCUUCUUUUAAACUGCAAACAGGGAAAUGGUUUUAGCUUCAGUCAGUCCAACGGUGCCGGGCUUCCCACUGUUUGCUGUCCUGAUGCUAAGCUUCUGUGUAACUGUACGAGGAAGACAGACGGCUUAUUUCACAAAACGACAACACGUGCAGUUCAACAUCAUUCUAGCUCCGCUGUGUUUCAGCCGGCAGGUCUCAUUCUCUGCUGCCCUGUGACAGACACAACACUGGUCCAUCAUUCUAAUGCACAGCAGUGGUAGUUCAGUGGUGGAUGUUAAAGGAAUAUUGUAAAGACUGAAAAGACGAGCUCUUUUUAAACAGACUAAAGUGAAGCCUGGCAGCUUAGCUGCACGCUCUGAGCCCUUUGGGGACGUUUUAGUUGGAGUUGUAUUGAACUCAUUUCAGCAACAAACUGAACUCAUCGUUUUUUUGCACAGAAGUAAGGAUGAUUUUUUAUUUUUUGUUUUUAUUUUUUCACUGUGGGGCUGUACAGAGGAGGGACAGGUGCCUAGAUCAACCCUGAUUCUCCAGGGCUGAAACAGUUGAAUGAAUGAAUGAGCUCAUCCUCCUGUGCUCUCCCUGUCCCCUCUCAUUGUAAUCAAGUCAACCCAACACUUGUAAAUCUAUGAACGAGCUGCUUUAAGAGAGCGAGAUGGGCCAAAUUAUCAAAGUGAGCCCUGCCACUUUGCUACGAGACAUUACUGCUCAGUAAAGCCUCAAUUCAAAUGAGUGACCAUUACUCUUUCAUUUAUUUCCAUUCCAUCAGACAUGCAGGUACCAUCUCCUCUUCACUGGACCACUCUGCCCUCUGCAUUAUGACUUACUGAGCUCUGACACUUGGCUGCUGUCUUGUGUAAAGACAGACAGACAGACAGACACUGCUCUCCUGCUGUUGACGUGCACAUGGCAGGGGAGAUUUUUUACAGAUAGACUUUUAAGAGGCCCGAGUCAUGCGUGUGUAUGUAUGAUCCAGGGGUUUACAAUGUACAUAAAAGAAGACGGCUUUGUAUUUGUUGCGUUUCGCUGUUUGUGGCGCUCUCUGUAAUGAUCCCGUCAUCGUUUUAGCCAAAAGCAUGAUGCUCAUGAUGACUGUCAAAGGAACUGUUUCUGUUACUUUCCCCCUGUUUCUUUUACAGAAUGUCCAAUUACAAAAUGUACAAUGACAAAACAAUAAAGUGAUGAGAAGUUGAAUAUGAAAA